Microthlaspi erraticum is the source of this 1104-nucleotide messenger RNA. The record is from the annotation of a GenBank genome assembly. Lineage: Eukaryota; Viridiplantae; Streptophyta; Magnoliopsida; Brassicales; Brassicaceae.
AUGAAGAACGGACAGUGCGCACAGGAGCUACAAUCUUCCACUCAAGCUUCACAUGAGUCACAAGGUGAAGAGAAAAAUAUCCAAUCAGUAGAAGCUCCUAUUCAAGAUGCUGUUUCUGUAUCUGGUUCAAGCACUGACAGUAGGAAAGUUUCAAGACAAGAUAUUGAACUUGUCCAAAAUUUGAUAGAAAGAUGUCUUCAGUUGUACAUGAACAGAGAUGAGGUCGUGAAGACCCUCUUGACUCGGGCUAGGAUAGACCCUGGAUUUACAACCUUGGUUUGGCAGAAACUGGAAGAAGAAAACGCAGAGUUUUUCAGGGCUUACUAUAUCAGGCUGAAACUGAAGAAGCAAAUAAUAAUGUUCAAUCAUUUGCUUGAGCACCAGUCCCAACUCAUGAAGUAUCCUCCUCUCCCUCCAAAAAUUGCUCUGGCGCCGAUGCAAAACGGAAUGCAUCAUCAUCCCAUGGCACCUGUUAACAUGCCAAUGGGAUAUCCAGUACUUCAACAUCCCCACAUGCAUGCUCCGGGACAUCCUCAUAUGGAUGCAAUGGGAAUAUCAAGCUGCCAUGUUGUUAAUGGAGUCCCUGCGCCUGCGAAUUUCCAGCCAAUGAGGAUGAACUCCGCGAAUGAGAUGGUGGUGGAUACAAGUGCUGAUGAUGCUGCAACUCCUCAAGUGAAUCCAACAAACAGCUGUGGGGUGUCUGAGAUGGCAGUGAGUCCAGCUUCUGUGGCAUCAAGUGGACACUUCCCAUUUGCUGCUUCAGACCUGGCCAUGGACAGUUCAGUGCUUGAUUCCGGAUUCACGUCUGAUGUUGGAGGAGAAGGAGGAGGAGGAGCAGCCGGCAGCUCCAGAGAUUCUCUCAGGUCGUUUGAUCAUCAGAUUCCUUGGAACUUUAGCCUUUCUGAUCUCACCGCAGAUCUGUCAAACUUGGGAGACAUGUAUAUCGCAGAUUUAGGAGCCUUAGGAAACUAUCCAGGCUCUCCGUUUCUUCCAUCCGAUUCUGAGAUUUUGCUGGAUUCUCCUGAACAAGAGGAUAUAGAGGAGUUUUUCGUGGAUUCCGUGCCUGGACCUCCAUGUUCUAAUUCAGACGAAGACAAGCCUUGA